Messenger RNA from Colletotrichum paranaense, 396 nucleotides. RefSeq lists its product as uncharacterized. The record is from RefSeq and is a predicted model, not a curated record. NCBI's taxonomy places the organism in Eukaryota, Fungi, Ascomycota, Sordariomycetes, Glomerellales, Glomerellaceae. The transcript has a single exon. The annotation marks the transcript as partial.
UGGGGCUGGCCGAAACGAGCGAGACAAGCGAGGCAAGCGAGUCCCAAAGGCGCUCCUCCUCCUUCAGGCAGCAGCAUUUCCAGCCAGCCAGCAAUCGGCAGGAGUGACACCGCAAGCAGCCCGCGCGCACCUUCCGUCGCAGUGCAGCGCAUCGCAAUCGAAUGUCGCACAUUUUCCCACGACACAAUUGGCGGGGCCCCAAUUCCUCAUCUCAUCAACAUCCACCCGACGGCAUCGCCAUCACCAACAUCAAGCCACAAUCUGAACCACCGUUCAGCCAGUCGACCCAGUCUCCGCCUCUCAGUACAGGUAUUCCAUUCGCUGUCCCUUCUAAGCAGGCAGUGGCAGGGCCCGUCCGUACGGCACGGAGUACGGAUAGCGUGGACGGAUACCUGA